Molecule: messenger RNA, 4466 nt
Organism: Pelagomonas calceolata
Lineage: Eukaryota; Pelagophyceae; Pelagomonadales; Pelagomonadaceae
Source: the annotation of a GenBank genome assembly
GUUUCGUGCGGGUCCUGGCCGCCCCCCCGCAAAAUUCACAUUUUUGGGCAAGCAAAGCCCAGCGUAAUCGAGGUGCGCAGGCCACAGGACUCGUCCGGUAGUACGUCUGGAUCACGCGGGACCGGCCACCGCGCGCGCGCGGCCUCACACGCCGUACUGGCUGCAAAGUGGUCCAGUGACCUCCAGCCAUAGAAUCCGCCGCGAGCGCGUAGACGGGAGCAGCCAUGCUCUCCAAGACGAAGAGCGCCGCACCAACACUGCGCGGCAACGAAAAGGCCGCCGCGAAGGCGUUGGAGCGCUCCGUCGACCUCGCGACGCACCCGCCGCCGAGCGACGAGCUCAUCCAGGCCUGCGCCGACGCCUUCAGCAGAAGCCCGCCGUCCGUCGCCGAGGCGGGCGUCCGCCACCUGCGCAAGAAACUGCAGGCCGCCGACCGGAAUUAUGAUGUGGCGCUGUUGUCGUGCGGCGUCGCCGGCCGCGUCGUCGCGGCGUCGCCGGCGGCGCAGAAGGCCGUGGGCGCGGGCGACGGCGGCAAGAAGUUCAUGGCCGUCAUGCUCAAGCAGGCCUGCGAUAGACGCCCGUCGCAGCUCCAGAAGGGCGCGCGGCAGCUCAUCGAGACGUGGCAGCAGACGUACGCGUCGAAUCCCGGCUUACCGUACUUCGCCACGGUAGCCGUCGAACUCGCGGCCUUCAAGCACCAGAACGGCGAGGCGCCUUCAGCUGCACCGACGGACGCGCUGCAGUUCGCCGGCGGGCCCCAGCUCCAACGGAGAGGGGCGGCCAGCGGCAUGGACGACUCGGCCUCGCUGAGCGCCGCCUCGCUGCAGCGCCACCGCGAGGCCGCGGAGGCGGCGCAGAUCCGGCAGGCCAUCGCGGACCAGCACACGACGCUGGACGAGGCGCCGACGUCGACGUCGCAGGAGGAGGCGAUGCUCGCGCGCGCGAUGGAGGAGUCGCGCCAGUCGGCUUCCGCGUCAGCUCCCGACGCCUUCGCGCCAGUACCACAGACGGACCCGUUUGCUGCGCCGCCGUCGCCCACCCUGCCGCCGCGGCCGCCGGCCGCCGACCCCUUCGCGGCGCCGCCCGCGCCGCCGGCCCGACCGGCGGCCGCAGACCCGUUCGCAGCGCCGGCAGCGCCGCAGCCCGCCGCUGCGCCGGCCGCCGAUCCCUUCGCUGCGCCUCAGGCGCCGCAGCCGGCCGCGCCGCCGGCCGCCGAUCCGUUCGCGGCUCCACCUGCACCGCCGCCGCGGCCAAGCGCGGCCGACCCGUUCGCUGCUCCACCCGCAACGCCGGCAAGCGCGGCGGCUUCGGCGGAUCCCUUCGCGGCGCCCACACCGCCGGCCGUCGGCGGCACCUGGGGCGCCGCGCAGCCCGCGGCGGACGCGUUCGGCGAUGCCAGCUCGUUUAGCCCCAACACAGCAGCGUCGGCCUUUGCCCCAGCGCCGCCGCAGCCCGCGGCCGCGGCCGCGCAACCUGCCGACCCGUUCGCCGGCAUGGCCGCGGCGACGCCGGCCGCGUCGUCCGCUGGGACGUCGCCCAUGCCACCUGCUGCGCCGCCGCCGACGCCCGACGACUCGGCGACGCCGCCCCCCGCGAUGAUGAUGCCGCCACCGUCGGCGAUGAUGCCGCCCGACACCGCCUUCGCGGCGCCGGGCCCGCCGCAACACGCCGGCUCGGCGGCGAUGAUGGCGCCGCCGCCAGGCGCGAUGAUGCCACCCGACGGCUCGGCUGCGAUGAUGAUGCCGCCGCCGCCGGGCGCGCCACAGGCGGCCGAUCCGGCUGAUCCGUUCGCCGGGAUGGCGGGCAUGGCGCCGCCGCUGCAGCAGGGCAUGAUGGCGCCGCAGUCGCAAGGAUUUCCGCCGCCGCAGCAGCAAGGGUUCCCGCCGCAACAACAGCAGGGCUUCCCGCAACAGCAGCAAGGCUUCCCGCCACCGCAACAUCCGGGCCUACCGCAACAGCUGACGCCGCCGCAACAGCCAGGCUUGCCGCAGCAACUAACGCCGCCGCCGCAGCAAGGCAUGCCUCCGCCGCCGCCGCCGCGCGAGCCGGAGCCCGAGCCGGCGCCGGUGGUGAAGGACCCCUUCGCCUCGCUCGCGUCGGGCCCGCCGGCCGCGGCGCUCGCCGCGGCGCCGCCACUCGCCCCGAUGGUGCCGCCGCCGCCGCCACGCGAGCCCGAGGUGACGCCGCGGCAAGUACAUGAGGUGCUGGCGGCGCCCCUGGUUCCCACACCGCCGGUACCCCUUGUGAGGUCGUCGAGCCGCGUCGUGUCGGCGGCCGAAGAAGAGCAGCCCGUCGAGGCCUUCUCUCCGAAGCGGGAUCGUUCGGACUCGGGCCCGCUCGGCUACAUCUCCGAGGCCGCGUCGGGCGUGAUGGCCGCCGUCGCCGGCGCAUCAGCGCCGCCGCCCGUGCAGCAGCGCACUCCGCCGCCGCCGCCGCCCUCGAGUGCGUCGUUCGACUCGACGCCGCCGCCGCCGAUCACGUCUCCGGACGUUCCGGACGCGGCCGCGGCGCUGCCGACGCCGCCGCCUCCGGCGAUGAUGGCGCCCAGCGACCCGUUCGCGGGCAUGGGUGACAUGGACGCGGCGCCAAGGUCCGUGUCCUUGCCUCCGGCCAUGGCCGCUCCUCCCGCGUCCGCGCCGGCGGCCUCGGCGCCGCGCACGGCGUCCCUGCCGCCGAGCGGCUCGGUGACGUCGUUCACGACGCAAGAGACGAGCUCCGUCGCCGUCGAGCCGCCGACCGCGCAGCCGACGCCGACGGACCCCUUCGCGGGAAUGACCGGGUCGCAGGCGACGUCGCCCCGCGCCGCGCUCGAGGCGGCCGCACUCGGGAGCUUGGCGCCGCCGGUCGCGGCCGCGCCGCCGGUCGCGGCCGCGCCGCCGACUGCGGCACCGCCCGCCGUCGAAGCGCCAGCCGAGCCGGAGCCCGCUGCACCGGCUGUCGUCAUGGCGCCGGCCGCACCGGAGCCCGCGGCGCCGGCCGCACCGGCCGCGCCCAUGCAAACGCCCAGGGCUAGCGCUGACGACCCGUUCGCUGGCAUGAUGGGAAGCCCGCAGCCCGGAGCCGCGGCGGCGCCGGAGUCCUUUGCGCCCGAUCCAGUCGCCGCACUCGCGCCGCAAGCGCCGCAAGCCGUUGCGACACAACCCGUCGCGGCACAGCCUGUCGCGCCGCCACCUGCCGCGCCGCCCGCCCCGCCACCGCCCUCGCCUCCCGCGGACCCGGAGGCGGCCCGGUUCGAGAACGCGCAGUACCACUGGCAGGACGCCGCGGGCCAGCAGAAAGGACCUUCGGGCUGGGCCGAGUACAAGGCCGCGCACGCCAAGGGCGACACGCACGCGGGCUGCCUCGUCUUCGCGGCCGGUGUUGCCGCGAGCUGGGCCGUCGUCCGCGACGUGCCAGGCCUCGCCCAGCGCGUCGCUCCGCCGCCGCCGCCGGCAAUGCCGGCCGCGCCACCGAUGCCGACGAACGUUCCGCCGAUGCCUCCCGCGGCGCCGGCUGCUCCGCCAGCAGCGCCACCAGCUCCGGCCGCGCCGGCCUCGACGACGCCUGCCAAGGCGCCCACGCCGCGCGAGGUGCCGCCGACGCACCUGACGCCCGACGCCUCCGCCGAGCGCCGCGCGUCGGGCGUGUUUGACAAGGAUCCUUUCGCUGGCAUGGGCGCGAUGGCGGGCGCGUUUUCGCCAAAGCCGCCGUCGGUGCCGCCUUCGCCAAUGACGCCGGCGGCCGCGCCCGCUACGUUCGCUGCCGAUCCGGUCGCAGCUCUGCCGGCUGCGCCGCCCGUCGCGGCGCCGCCCGCUCCGGUCGCGGCGCCGCCUCCUCAAGCCGCGCCUCCCGCGGCUAUGACGCCGCCGCCGGCGCAAAUGCCGCCGCCAUCACAGCCUCCAGCGGCCAUGGCACCGCCGCCGACGAUGAUGAUGAAGCCGCCCGCCGGCCCGCCGCCCGAGCUGCCCGCGCCACCGCCGCCCAUGGCCGCUUCUGAUGCCGACGCCGCGGCGGCCUCGUUCCUCGCGACAGCAGCUGCGCCUUCCAAACCGGCGCCGGCCGCGACGGCGCCGAUGAUGGCACCGCCGGCCGCGAUGGCGCCACCGCCAGCCGCGAUGAUGGCACCACCGCCGAGCAAAAUCCAACACAUCGUCAACUCGAGCGACGACGAGGACACUGUGACUCCGGCCUACACGGCACCCAGGACGCCUGCAUCACCGUCCUACGGCUUCUCAUCGGGCAUGGGCGGCGCUACGGCAGCGGCUCUGGCCUUCGAGAAGCCUCCGGAGAAGGAGGUGCCGCCGCGGACGGGCUCGAUCCCGCCUAAACCCGACCCGUUCGCCGCGGCGGCGCCGCCCGCGCCGAGCGGCUUCUCGAACUGGGGCUCGCCCGCACCUGGCGGCGCCGACCCCUUCGCGGCGGCGGGCGCUUCCGCGUUCAACGAGUCCAGUGCCUUUGGCGACGACGCGUCGACGGCGUUCCGCUGA